Molecule: messenger RNA, 15768 nt
Organism: Pecten maximus
Lineage: Eukaryota; Metazoa; Mollusca; Bivalvia; Pectinida; Pectinidae
Product: pumilio homolog 2-like
Exons: 21
Coding region: 112-3321 (1069 amino acids)
Biological process (GO): regulation of mRNA stability; miRNA processing
Cellular component (GO): cytoplasm; cytosol
Molecular function (GO): mRNA 3'-UTR binding
Source: RefSeq, a predicted model, not a curated record
UUUCAAAUCAAAAACAAUGUCGAUCGCCAUGAAGUGAAAGAACGGAAAGGAGGGUAAGAAAAAUCCGAUGUCAUCUAGGUCGUGUAAAGGUUAGGAUAGAAUGUGUUAUAAAUGCCAGUUUUAAGAAUGAAUGACGUUUCAUGGAACAACAAUCCUGGGAUGUUGGGAGGACAGCCAGAAAUGGCGGGUGUUGUUGGAAGACAACAGCACCCAAAUGUGAACAUGGGGAACAGGUCGCAACAUUCUCAAGACGAUGCUACUGUGGGUUAUUUCUUCCAGCGGCCGCAAAACGAAGCCGAAAUGAACAGUUAUGGAACAAAACGCUGGGCCGUCGGGGAUGACAGUGUCAUCGAGCAGAGAAAUAUGGCGACUGUUCAAGAGCUGGAGAAAGACUUCCAUGGGAUGUCUGUCCGUGAGUUUCCGCCAAACCAGUCGGCCAAAAAGUUGUUAUGGGAUGACAGAGGCAAACAUCAAGGGGACCCAGGGAAGCCGGUCUUCCCUAGUCCAUGGACAACAGGGGCCAGAGAAGACACCUGGGGGAACCCCCAAGAGCCUGUGGCCCUUGGAGUAGAUUUGGUGGAAUACGUUUUAGGGGGUGGGUCACCUGGAAACAAAGAUAUGGAUCCCAGGAUGAACCGAAUGCCAAAAGGACCAUAUAUGUCGAGAAAAUAUCAGGUGCAGCAACAAGACCAUGGAAUCUCUGAGCAGGACAAGAAAAGUAAAACACCCUCACCUUUUGAGGGACAUGAUGACCGUGGCGAUGAAAACAAAGAGAAUAUACAAAGUAAUGGACUUAUGCAGAAUGGGCUUGAUGACGACCAGGGAUACAGUAAUCGACGCAGCAGUCGACAGAACUCACCUCCUGGAGAGGAAGGAAAGGGUAUAAUGGACAACCAAAAAAUGUCUAUGAACAAUAGCAACAAUGAGCAUGGUGAUUUUCGUGAUGGCUCGGCUCCCCAGUUCCAGCAGCCUGGCUUCCAGCUCGAUCCUCCCCACUUUGAACCUGUGGGUAUUGACCCAAUUCAGUUUGACUACAGCAAUCAGCUGAUGCAGUCCAUGGAGAGUCCAAAUUUCAACCUCGACUACUCCCAGCAACAGUUACUUCAGCGACAGCAGCAGCCGAUUGCAGUGCUGACCCAGCAGCAGUACGCCCUGGCCCAGCAGCAGCAGCUUGGCUUGCCUCCUACCGCUCUCACACCAACUCCCUAUGUUAUCAACGCGCAGGACCCAUACGCCGUUGGGAUUCCCAUCGCCGCAGGUCCGACUGUACUCCAUCCCCAGUACUAUGGAGUACAGGCCCCUUGGGGCAUAUACCCAGCAAAUCUGAUACAACAGCAGGGUCAACAGACCCCCCAGGGACUUAAUCAGCAACAGCAACAACAGGUGCUCCGGGGUCAAUCGGGGCGACCUAUCACACCCUCACAGCAAAAUGAAAAUAUGCCUAGUCAACCUUCGUCUCUCCAGCAUCAACCGCUUCAGGCUCCAAAUGCCCAAUACCAGAUCAUUGCGCCCGCUUAUUAUGACCAAAAUGGUCAGCUUGUGAUGGGCAACCCUCGCGGCAUUGGCACGCCGGUCCGUCUCGUCUCACCUGCCCCUGUUCUAGUCAGUGCAGCAGCCAAUCAGCAAGGAGGAGGAAACAGUUCUCUUGGGAGUAACCCACUGAGACUGUUGACAACACAGGCCCAAACCACCCCGCCAGUCUACUCCAGUACCUCUACUUCCUCUACACAAAAUUCUCUAGGCUACACUCCUAGCAGUAGUUUGGCCUACACACAAGUAACGGCCAGUCUGUAUUCGCCGCUCAGUGGAGUCAAUCCGCAACAUGGUAACUAUGGCAACACUGGCUUUAGCAACAUGGGGUCAACAGCGCCAGGAACGAUUGGCUCUGGUCAGAGACGAGACUCGAUGGACUUCAAACAGAGGCCACAGUUGCCCAUCAACCAGUUUUAUGGGUCGAUGGGUUCUAUGUCUGGAUCACCUGCAGGCCCCAUGGGCCUUGUCCAGCCUGGUCAGUCAAUGACCCCACCUCCAUCACUCUCCGGCUCCAAUACAAACCUGGCUAUUGGUAUGCAUGGUAUGACGGCUGGAAAUCGUCUCUACAAUGCUGCACCUGGAGCUGAAACAAAAUUCAGAAAUGGUUCAUUUGGCUCGGCCAAUGGACUCUUCCCUGGCAGUAAUCUUUUCCCAAACAGAGCUAACUUACAAUCACGAAGUGCCAGUUUGUCGAAAGAAGUAACAGGGAGGAGUCGAUUGCUAGAAGAUUUUCGAAACAACAGGAUUCCCAACCUAACACUGAAGGAUUUGACCAAUCAUGUUGUAGAGUUCUCCCAGGACCAGCAUGGCUCUCGGUUUAUCCAGCAGAAAUUGGAAAGAGCCACACCACAAGAGAAAUCAAUGGUAUUUAACGAGAUCCUCAACCACGCCUAUAGUCUAAUGACAGACGUGUUUGGUAAUUAUGUAAUACAGAAAUUCUUUGAGUUUGGAAUAAGUGAGCAGAAACAGACCCUAGCCCAACGACUUAGGGGGCAUGUCCUUCCUCUCGCCCUACAGAUGUACGGCUGUCGUGUUAUACAGAAAGCCUUGGAGACUAUCCCUUGUGAAAUGCAGGUGGAGAUUGUGAAGGAACUCGAUGGCCAUGUACUGAAGUGUGUGAAAGAUCAGAAUGGAAACCAUGUAGUACAGAAGUGUAUUGAGUGUGUGGAUCCAAUACAUCUACAGUUCAUCAUCGACGCCUUCAAGGGACAGGUGCAUGCCUUGUCAACGCAUCCAUAUGGAUGCAGAGUAAUCCAGCGAAUUCUAGAACACUGCAACAUGGAACAGACCAAUCCAAUCCUGGACGAGCUCCACCAACAGAUUGAACGCCUUGUCCAGGACCAGUAUGGAAAUUAUGUUAUACAACAUGUUUUGGAACAUGGCCAGCCAGACGACAAGAGUAAAAUUGUGGUUGAGCUUCGUGGAAAGGUCCUUGUUCUUAGUCAACACAAAUUUGCUAGUAACGUCGUGGAGAAAUGUGUAUCUCAUUCAUCUCGUGCUGAGAAAGCCAUGCUGAUUGAGGAAGUGUGCACAAUGAAUGACGGACCUCACAGUGCCUUGUAUUCCAUGAUGAAGGACCAGUUUGCCAAUUACGUGGUGCAGAAGAUGAUUGAUGUUGCUGAGCCUACGCAAAGAAAGAUCCUAAUGCACAAGAUCCGUCCCCACAUCGCCACACUGCGCAAGUACACCUAUGGCAAACACAUUCUGGCCAAGCUCGAGAAAUACUUCAUGAAGAACAGCUCUGACCUUGGGCCUAUCGGCAUGCCCCCGAAUGGAGCCCUGGCAUAGUGCUGUUAUAUAUAUACAACUGGAAACUGGGACCCAUUUAGAGGCCACCAAUGGGAGAUUUCAUCUAUAUAAAGGCCCUAUAUUUUGUCAGUAAUCUUCUGACUAAGACCCAUGUUGGAGGUCAAAAUGGAAGGUUUUGUCUAGUUUAGACCUCCAACAUUGUUAUUGUAUACAGUUGACUUUGAAUUAAACCCAAUUAAAGGCUUCCAAAUAGGAGCUAUGAUUUAGAAGAUGGCUCCAAAGAUUGAUGCAUACAGAGGUAUUUUUAAACCUCGUUACGAUGUAGAGGCCUCUUGGAAUCAAGCUUUUUGGCCUGUAUAUGGUAUAUGUCCUGGGAUCUUUUUGUAGAGGCCUGCCAACAUUAAUGGUUCACAUAUGUAUGUCUUAUUCAGAACUUUCAUUUCGAGUUGGACCAUUUAAGUCCUGCAUUUGAAUAAUAUGGAAUCCAAAUAUAUUUAUGUAUCAACUACGUAUUGCCUACCAGUGUCAGAAGGACAGGGUUGAUAUGUAAUAGAUAAGUUGGACCUAUUUGGAUGCCUUAACCCUUUCACCCCUGCUGACCAUAUAGGACUUCAAUUGAUGAAUGAAUGGCAGAGUCCACUAAAGUGUCUUAGGGUUGAAAGGGUUAAAUAGAUUUCUACCCAUCAUUACCCAUCUAUCUUACAUCAUACAACCUUUUAAAACUUUAUUUCAUCCCUGCCACCUAACUAAAAGGACUCCCUCCUCUUACUAUUUUGCAUUGUCUGAGCAUUAUCCUUUUUAUUGGAGCGAUAGUCUGAUUAAUUGUUCUUCAGACAUAUUCAAAAGAUGAAUCCUACGACUAGUGUAGGAAAUAUGGAGACAUUUCAAUAGUGAACCAGUGGAAACUGUGUCUUAUUGGUCGUAGCCAUCAAAAGGUUUAUCUUUUCAAUGCAUGCAAUGAUUAGAGUCAAAGUAUAUCUUGGUAAAUUCAACUAUGAUUGCAAAAUUAAGACAUCCAGUUGGAUAUAGUAUUGAAUAGUUAUUAAGACAUCCAGUCAGAUAUAUUAUUGAAAAGUUAUUGAUUUGGUUUUAUCUCUUAAAUUUAUAGUGAAAGGGAGGGAAGAUUGUUUAUGAAGGUUGUAUGUUGUAAAGUGAGUAGCAUGUGAUAUCUUUAAUUCAUUGUCGUAGUAUUGUUGCUGGUAUUUCACGAGUACAGUUAGAUCUGCAUGAAGAGACCUACAAAUAUAAAAGGCUAAAAACGGGAAGUCUUCAUCAAGUACAUAUAUGUAUUGAUAUAUAGUAAAACUGCUUUGUUAUGAUGAGAAAAUAAUCAUCUCCUCUUUGGGAGAAAGAUUUAUUUCAUAAUCUCUUGAGCAGAUUUGACUGUACUUAAUAUAUUAAGCAUUUUUAAAAAAAAAAUUAUUGUGAAUCAUAAGUACCUUGUGAAUAUUUUGAAUGGUGUACCUAAAAUACACACAUAUUGAUGAGUUGUGAAAAUGAAAUUGUGACCAAACUUGAGGUUGCUUCCUAUUGAAUUAUAUAACUAUGCCAAUCUUUGUGGAGUCAUAUUUAUUGGCUAUUUGUCACUACUUGAAAGAUCAAAAGAAGUGUGAUUUAACUCAUUCACCCCUGUAGACACAUUUGAACUCUUCCAAUUCAGAAAUUGGAAUAGUUCAUUAUGACACUUCAGGGGUGAAUGAGUUGAAUGUUUUAACACUCCGAGGAAACCUCUAUGUUCGACACUUAUAAACAAUGAAAUCAAACUGAAUACUAGUAAUAUUUCAAAUUAUUUUGAAUUGACAAAAAACAUGUCUGCAUAUAGUUUUUGCAUAUGUUGCUGUUUUGAAGAUGACAUCUCAGUGCCACAGAAAGGUUUUCUUUGUAAUGCUAUCAUUUGUACUGACGUUUUGUGGUCUUUGUUCAGCUAACAAUUAACUAGAGCAAGAGUCGAAAUGAUGACGACAAAAUUCAGAGGAAAAUCCUAUCUAUAAUAUCUCACAAUGAGACAAAUAAGUAAGAACAAAAAGUCCAUCUGCAGAUAUUAUAUGGAAGAAAUUUAUACCAGAUGGUCUCGAGUACAUAUUGGAUCAUCAGACUAGCAGCUUUAAUGCAAGGUUCAUAUUAUGCAUCUGUAAGGAACAAUAGUACCUUCCAGGUAGUGGAAAUCUUGGGAUCAUUGAAAUGAGGUAUGAUUGUUGCCAAGUGGGUAGCAUUUCGUUUUUAAGUGUUUAAAUUUUGUUUGAUUCUAACCACAUUCGUGAAGACUGAAUACUGAGUGUAGGUCUUGCAUUGUUCUUAGAUAUUCAGGUAUCUGUUUAGGGUAGCUUGAUAUCAGUUUUGUUUUUGAAAUGUGUGUGCUAUUUUUUUUUUAUUUUUUUUUUCCCCCUAUGUAUUUUUUCCUAUUAUUUUAGUUUAGAGGAUGCCAAGUUUGGCACCUUACUUUGUUCUUGCCACUCAUUGUUUUGUGUGUACCUGUAUGUAUUACGACUGCUGGGAAGGGGGUACAGUAGAUGUUGUUAGGGUUUCUCUGUGAGAGGGAAGUUCUGGACAGUUCUAUUAACAUUUUUGGAACUUAAACAGGACAUCAUUUGAUGAAAUAUUUUACAUAUUUUUCAUUUGAAAGAGUAGACAUCAAUAGAAGGACAUUACAAUUUUAUAGAGCAAGUUGUGUCACGCUGCUCAUAAGUAGCAAACCCUCUCUGACAAUAAUUUGACCUUGAGCUCUCAUUGGUGGAUAUAUAGGUGUCAGCUGUGGUGGAAAGAUUUCGGGUUACUGGGAACUUCAGAAGAAUAAUUAUCUUAGGUAAAUUUUCAUCAAUUGACUUACUAAUAUAUAUGAUUUGAUCAAGAGGAAUCUGAAUUGACCUCUUAGGUUGAAUUGCUGAAAUUCCUUUGAAGAUACUCGGUAAUGCUGGUAAUGCUGUAUUCUUUAUUGCUGUUCUGAUGAUAAGUAUGAGUUUUAACUAUGAAUCAUAUUACUCUGCAUAUAAGUCUAUCAGGUAUCCUACACAGGAUACUAGAUUAAGUAAAUGAGGUCUUGUCUCAAAUCUCCACGAUAUUAUGUAAGGAAAGUUGUUUUAAGGUUUUGCACUUUGGGCCCUAAACAAAAAAAAAGGGCAGUGUUAACUACAGCAUACUGUAAAUUGAGAGCUACAAUCAAACGUUACAUGUAUAUAGAAUCUGAGACUUCUUUAGAUGUUGAACAUACAUUUGUUGUAUGCCGGUAUGCUGACACAUGUAGUUGCUGGCUAUAGAGUUAUCGCCCUUGUACAAUUUAUGGCAUGCUGUAAAGGGGGGAUAACUCUGGAGAAUGCUAUCCUACUUAAAGUUGUGUGAUAAACAUCUGUAUAUAUACUUGUACGAAAUACAUUAAGAUAAAUAUAUAUGAAAUAUAAUUAUAUCAUCUAUAAAUAUACAGUUUAUGUAUAUGGACUUUGAGUAUGCUUGCACGUCCAACUUGUAUCGUCCUGAUACCUCACAAGUCAUUUUAAUUAAAUCGCACAGAUCACAAGUAAUCCAAAUGUUAAGAUAGAAAUAGAAAUAUUGAAAGUAAUUUUUUUAAUAUUUAUAUAAAUGUUAACUUAUACACAAUUUUUUAGGUGUACCAGUUUUAUAAACAUUAUCAACAUUUUUCAUUAAAGUGUAUAAAAUGAAACCAUUAGGAAUGAUCUUUUAACUUUUACUAAUUGAAAGCAAUAGCCACAUUUUGUAUAUUAGGUUUUUUGUUCCUCCUAACCAACUUAGCAGACACAUAUAUAUAUAUUUAGCAAUUUUCUUGAUCCUUUAAGUAGUUGAGAAUAUCAAAUUUGGUGAAAAUGUACAGUGAUUUUCUAGUGGCUUUUACUGCAAAGGUAUUUUGCAAGUCUCUUUUUCAAGCAGAAAUGCUGGUUGUUUUGUACAGAUAUGAGCUUCUCGGAUGACUGUUUUGUUUCUUCUCUGUGAAUAUCGAGAUCAACAUAUGACUUCGUACUUUUUUUUUUUACAAUGGUGCAAAAAUCUGUAUAUUGAAAUAUCACAUGUUGUGAGUGUUUGUAUCCGUCUUGCGUGUCUAGCAUUAAAUGCAAGUGUAAGUCAUUACUAUCAAUAUGUCUGUCAAAUGCCCAGAUCUAUUAUAAUUUAGUUAGCUGAAAUUCAAAUUGAAUUGAUUUGUUUUGAGGUGAUGUAGUAGCUGGUGGCUACCUCACUGCAGAUAAAGGACACCUGUUGCCUGUUAUCCAGUGAAAUUGAGAUAAUAAUGCGAUCAUGACUGUACAGGACAGAAUAUUAUUUCAGCUUUUGUGAGCAACACGCGUCAGAUUUUCACCUGAGGUGGCAUUGGUGUGGUUUUCUACCGAUUGAAUUACUGUGUCUGCUAUUCAGGACAAAAACCAAUGAUACAUUGGUAUUAGAUGGAAGUUUAUGGAGCUGGAUGUGUAAGGAAUUAGACACCAUUCUUUAAAAAAAAUUUUUUAUUUCAUCCGUAAAUAGAUCAGGACAUUGACUUUUUUGUACAGCGAUAAAGAUCUUUAAGUAUUCAGUUUGAAACAUUUUGUGACAAAAUGGUCAUAUUAAGGGGCAUUUGGUUGACUUAGGCCACCAGUUUUAUUGUACAGUACUAAGUAAUCAAAUCUGUUUAUAUAUAGACUUAAUCUGUACAGACUUGUGCAAUAGAUGUUUGUUAGGUCUUAUCAAAGUUGUAUUUGUUGGAUAUUGAUAGUUUUCUAUGGCUUCAAAAGCCUUAUUUCUGUUAGAACAGUUUCAGUCGAGAGCUUAUAGCACUGGACUUCUUACUUGUGGGAAUUGAACAUUCCAUGGUUUCCCAGAAUAUUUUAAUACAUGUACAGAAAUUAAAAAAAGCAACUUGUAAAUAUGUAUGUAGGAAAAGCAGGAUUUGUUUAAUGUUGGGAGAUUGUAAUCUCUUUCUGAUGUUACAUUACAUGUUAGAUAAAACCUAAACAGUCAUUCGAGAAGCAUUGUAAUUUGUUCCGUCUCAUCAAAAGUGCUGUAGGGCAUGUCAUAGUUUUUCUUCGCUUCCUAGCUGCUGUUGUAAGAUGAUUAAAUUUCAUAUUAAUGUAAAAUUGCUUAGAAACAGAAGGAUUGAAAUAAGGCUCAAGAGUUUUGGGACACUAAGAAAUGGGUAAAAAUCAAGAAAAGUCAUAAUAUUGUGCUUCCUUUGAAUCCUUCUGUUACUUCCUGUGUGUAAAUAAAUAAAGUUUGUAAAUCGGAACUGUAUAAAACGAGCACUCUCCAUGUAUAGCUAUCGGUGACCUGUCCAGUAGGUUUGUCACUGAACUUACAUCUUUAUAGUAUCCCGUACCCUGUACAGAUCAAACUCUCUUACCACAACUAAAACUUCAAGUCAUAAAGAAAUAAGUCAUAAGUAGCAUGUGUAUAAAGAAUCUUAUAAAGUUACAGGGUCAGUUAAUUACUUAUCGGAAUCUGUAUCACUGACCUGUCCUUGUUUCUACAUAGGGCAUUGUUAAAAUCAGUACUAAUUUCUCUAAGGAAAUAAUCAAGGAUGGAAUAUUCAUAAACUUUCAACAUGAUAUACUGUAAAUUAAAUUUAUGGCAUUUUGGGGGAAACCCAUUAGGGCGGUUUCAAAAUUAUCUAGGUGGGAGGGGUGGGAGGCACAGACCCCACCACCAAUCAAAAAUUAAAACAUAUUUAAUAUAGGGAAUGAUAGAAAAGAGGCUUUACCUCAACCAUCCAUGAAAGUUUAAAUCAAGCUCCUCCUAUACUGAUAAUCCAUGAAUAACCGAUAGUGAAAAGAAUAAUUCCCCAUUUAAAAUAAUGUUCAGAUGAGAAAUAAUUAUUUCUUCACUUUAACCUAUAGAUUAGCCCAGUGAACACCUGUAUAAAAACAUUUGUAAAAUAAGUCCCCAUUGAUGCCGUUUCCACCUUGUACAUUGCGGUGAAGCUGGAUUGGUGCUAGAUGUAUUUAUUUGAAGUUUGCAAACUCCAGUGUACAGAGUAAAUAUCCUCUAUAGCUAGUGUUGAUACAUAUUUUGUGGAUAAUUCAACAUAUGACCGAUUCUAGUUUCUCCUUUUAAAAGAAUAUGUUUUAAAUAAGAAAAUCGCCCCUUGGUACCUGUAUUAGAUUGUAUUAUUUGUAAAUCUUGUAAAAUCUGAAGUAAUGACCAAAGAAAUUGAGUCAACAUGAAUUUUCAUCCUUUUUCAAUAUUAGAACUAAAUUGAUUAAUUUUCAUUCUCAGGCCUUCUAUGGUAUCUAUCACAAAAACGUGUAAAUAAACAAUAUUCCUGUUGGAAGUAUUAGGAGGUUGUUAAAAAAAAGUUCAGGCAUUUCCCCCAGUUUCAUUUCUCCCAUUCAUGUGUAUAAAACAAUGCAUGUAUAUUAGUGUAUAUAUUCAAAUGUCGAAGACAUUUUCUAGUACAUGUAACAAAGAAACAUUUUGAAACAAUGGUAUGUACAUACUUAAGAGAUGUUAUUUUUUUAAAAGGAGAACAAUACAUGUAUAUAGACAGAUCUGACUACAGCCAAAUUAACUGGGGUAUGACCCCAUGUUCAAGUCACGAUGCCUCUGAAUAUUCAUGCUUUUAAAUGUUGAUGUAUUUGUUUUUGCCAGGUGUGAUUCUUGCAUUGUGGGACCAAGCUUAAAAAUUCAACACUUGGAUAAAGAUUUGCAUUUAAGUGAUAUUGUGAAAUACUUCUUAAUUGCAGAGCAAUUAUGAAGUCCUGAGGUACAUUUGAAAAAAUAAAAAUAAAUAUUUGACAAUAACAAGAAAAGGGAAGAUGGGUUAAAUUUUCGAGGAUACCGUAUAUCUAGGAUUAAAUUUCUUUGAAAAAGUCAGUUUUUGAAAAAGUUAUUUUUUGGAGUGUUAAUUUUUGACAAACAUUAGCUAUUGGUUUGACAAACAUUGGUUAUUUGUUUUAAAAUGAUUGGGAGGAAAUUCAAAUAUUGAUGAAGUUUGAAAGUGAUGGGGGUGGAAGCAAAAUUAUGUAUAUAUAUAAAGCUGAAAAUUGACCAAUUCGUCCAUUUUGUAAAAUAUCUUCAUUUAUGUACAAAUCGAAUAGUGUUUUGAUAUUUUAUUAGUUUAAUUGUAUAUAUUACAAUGAUAGAUGUAACAUGUAAGCCUACAAGCCUGGAGCCCAAUGGGCCUUGUUACAGAAAGCUGAAUCAAAAACAUAUUCAGAGGCAUCUAUAGGUGAACGCAAUUCAAAUUGUAAAGCUUGUUUGUAAAUUGUAAAAUAGAAUUUAUAUUUGUCAUGAAACUAACAGCAAAGUAUAACUGACUCAUAUUACUGACCCCUCUUUGAUCCCUCCACCCUCUCUACCAAUCUAAAACAGAACCAACACCUUCAUUGCAAAGGAUAUAUAUUGUCUGGUUUUGUCAGGAUAUAAGUGAUUAUUGACCGCCAUGCACCAUAUUCUCAUGUACUUAAUUAAAACAGCAAUAAAUUCACUGUCAUCUGUACAUAUUAAGUAACCACAUACUCAGCAGAGCACACAUCUCAAUUUUAACAAAGAUUCAGGGUAUUUGCCAUCUGUAAUUGUCAUUAGUAUUCCUUGUGAUCCAAGUUUUGUGUGUCAAAUUUGUUCUCUAAUUCUCGAAUUCUAUGCUUUCUUAAAUAACAAUGUUGAUGAAAUUGGAAUUGAAUUAUGUGCCCUAACUUAUACUUUGACAGAUUGUAAUUUUUUUUUUAGGGGUUUAACAUCCUUGAUUGUGGAAGCUGAAAGAUUUAUACCGUAGUUCCUAGUGUCAAGGUGAUUUGAAAAUUUUACAGAAAGUUUUCCAUGUAUCUAAAGCUUUUGAGGUGUAUAAUUAUUCUAUAAAUUUUGCAUACGCUUGUAGAUUUGCGAAGUUUCUAUUAACAGUAGCCAUGAGGAUAGAGUUUGGAAUGAUAUGCGACAAAGGCCGGAUCAUUCCCACUAGAUAAUACUGAUCAUGAUGUAUUUUGACCAAUGAUAGUUGUCCCGUUCAUUGUCUGCUUUGGGCGGUGUUGUGAGUGGCCUUCAUAUAGGAUACCUUGAUAUAAUGCUGUUUGUAUAUUUUGAUGUUUUUGAAAGUUCUGAGUGAUGAUAGAUUAGGUUUGCAGUCAUUGAUAAUGUAAUGUGUAUGUAAACUGAAAGUAGAUUUUAGUAGUAGUGUUAUGUACAAAUAGCAUGUAAAUUCAAAAUAGAUAUCAGUCAUUCAGAUUGUACACUGUACAUUAUACAAAGCUUAAAUCAUGUGUAUUGUUUCACAACAUAAAAAUUGUAAAUUAGUUUUUUCCUUCCCAUGAUAAUGAAAACAUGUUUUAUUUCACACGAUAUAGGAUUUGUUUUAUCUCCUUCAAGUUUGUCAUUGUAGCAUUCGCUGCAUUACUGUAUAAUAUAAUAGCAAUUCCAGCAUUACCUGUGUAUAGUGUAGAUCGUGUAGCAUAGCAUUGGUAUUGGUAUGUAUUCAUUUCUAAGUAUUGUGGGAGCUUUCUGUCCUAUUUUGUAUAUAUAUUGGUAGUCACGUUGUUAUACAUAUAUAAUCAUGUAACAUGUUUAAUAGAUCUAUUUCCUCUAGUUUAAUAUCUACCCCAUUAGAGAUUUGUUUCAUUUGUCAUUACUGUAACGCCAGUUGAUAAGAUUUUGAUGACUAUGUAUAGAUGUUACGUAUCACUCUGAAUGUAGAGUGAUAUCACUACAGAUCACAGAUAAUCCUUGUGUUUUAUUACAAACGUAGUCUGCAUGCUGAUUAGCGUUCUCAUAAUAACUCUCCUCGCAUAUCAGAUAUUUAUAUAUCUUUUUUCCUUCUUAUAAUCCUGUUGUCUCUUUGAUAUUUUAAUCAGAUUUUAUCAUAGUUUGACUUGACUUGGGUCGUGUUGAAAGAAAAAGUAUUGAGCAAUGAUCCACAUAGGAGGAAGGGUAAACAGUGUUCUGUGAAUUCUGUAUGGAGUUUUGUUUGACAUUCCAUUAAUACAUCAAAAUACAGUGUAGCCUUGUUAAUCCCAGGGUUCUUUUAUGUUUUCAGACAAGCCUUGACAAGGCCUCCAUUAACAUGUCACUGUCAUUAAUUGGAAUAUGUCAAACAAAUUCACAUAGAAUGUCAGGAUUUUAAGAACAUUGAUGUCCGUUAAUUAAUGAGUACUGUAAGGUGUAGAGGAUGUUGUUACUAUAGAAGUUUGAUACUAGUGACUUUGUACCUAUUACAAGCCUUUUCUUGUAUUCCACUCUAGAUUAAACCCAGUCAAUCUCAUACUCCGAGAUAAUGAAUCAAUUUCAGUCUGCCAGUCACAUAAUGAUGUCGUUUUUCUUGACAUUAGCUGUGAUUGGCUAAGUCCGAGCGAAAGAAUGUUUAGGCUGAAGAUUGUUCGAUGAUCCUUGUAAAAUAGGACUAAGACAAAGUGUCUCUCAGAUUGUAGGAGAUUUGAUAAUUAUCUAUUAAAACUGAUUGCAGUGGUCUUAAAACUGACCCUGGGCUUAUCCCAGUGUUGUAAUAUGGUAUCUAGAACUGGUUUUGUAAUAGGUACAUGUGUUGCUAAUGAACAGAGCUUUUGAUCCUAGAGGUGAUUUUUUUUUUAUUAGUGUCAGGCUUGUUCCAAUUUGUAUAUUGGUCAUAUAUUUGUGUGUUGUAUUUAGCUGAGCAGACAACAGUUCACACCACAUUGACUCAUCACAGAUGGUUGUGGCAUAUUGUGCUUGAGGUACGAUUGUUGAUUUUCACUCCGUACUUCAUUUUGUAUUUACUCUUUAAGAUUUUUUGGUUUAUGAAAUUUGAGAUUAGAUAUUGUACUCUGUACAGAAAAUAGCAGCCCACUUGAGUUUUGCAUUGGCUAUUUAGUUCUGGUCGCCCAAAUCCUGUAUAUGUGAGAUUUUGUAAGUCUUUCAGCUACAUAUGAUCAUGUAGAGUUGUAAAAUCCUCAAGUUGUAAGAUAAAAUACGGUUUCUGUUCGGUAUGGAAUUUGAUAUCCUGGGACAUCUGAAUCAACAGCUUGCAUACGGAAAUGUAUAUAGCAAUGCACAUCCUACUUAUACACUUUGGAAAUGCUGUAUUUGAAAAUAAGUCCAAUUAUAAGAAAACUCCAUCUUCAAAUGAUAGCUGUACAUGUAUGAAAAGUUUGCAUGCAUGUGAUCAGAUAUAUCUCUGGAUUGAAUCCAAUGCCAUUGAACCAGAUUCAGAUAAUGUUGAAAUGUUUCUAACCUGACAGAUGGCUGAAAACUGAAGACCUAGGUUAAGGUUCGUUACAGCUUUUGACAGCUAGCAUAUUUGACGUAAUCCACCAUUAUAUGAGUUUGUGAUCAGAAGUAUCUGAGAAGGGCAAAAUGAAAAUGGCUGUUACUUCCUGUACUGAGGUACCCUGGGAAUGUAUCAAAUCCUUAAAUUUUAGAACACUUAAAAUUCUAUCAUGUUAACAAUUGCAGUCUGGAAGUUUUGAAUUUGGGUGUGUAUUGUAGCCUGCCUGGUAAUUAAUAUACUGCUUGUUACUUUUAACUAAUAUCAUAAUCAUGUAUGCCUUCACUUUCACUGAAAACCUAAAAAUUUCAGCCAGAUUUCUUUUAAAGAAUAUUCCGAGGAAGCUUCAGAGGAUAAAACAGAAAUAUUCUAAGAAAUGUUGUUGAGGUUUCGUGGCUUUGAUGUACCUAUUGUGUAUUGAUAGUCUUCACCUGUAUAUGUUGAACAUACUACUGUAUAGAUUAUAACAGGGUGUGUGCUGUAGCAAAUACUACAUAUGUAUAUAUUUUUUCGACUCGCAGAGAGAAACAUGUGUUCACGUCCCUAUAACCUCUCCACAAGGUAAACAUAAUUGUAAUAUAGCAAAGUAGAAGAAAAUUAAAUUGUUUUCUUUCAAUUUAGUAAAAAUUGUACAAUAUUCCGUAACCCCAAAAAUUACCACAAUUGUAAAUUCGCCAACAUUGUUAAUAGUUUGUACCAUAAAUAUCUUGAAAAUAUAUAAAUAAAAUUUUGUGAGUGAGAGGUGUAUUAUGUGAAAUAAAAGAAAGUAGGUUGUCAUGGUAACCAACAGUGUAUAUUUUCUUCAUGUGUAAAAUAUCAGCAUUUAUCAAAGAAAGUGUUACGGGGCAAUGAACCCCAGUAUGUACAAAGUUUGCUCGUGUACAGGCAUUUGAACUAUUACAUUGGUAUAUAUUGUAGCAUAAAAAUUAUUUGAUUUUGUAUAUUCAGGUUGUUCCCAUUUGUACAUAGACUUUUAGGGUGGGGAUGAUAGUUAGUGUAAAUGGUGACGAGACAUAUUAUCAUUUUGUCACAAAGCUUGACGAUCAGGUAAUCGUGAAGUAAGCUUUAGAGAAGGAUGAUUAAAAUGGGUAGGGGAUUGUACAGGAAUAGACGUAAGAUGAUGGGUUAAAAUGCAGGUUGGAGAUGCAUUAUGGGAAGGGAUGAUAUGUCAUUGAAAAUGGUGCAGAUGCAUUAUGGGAAGGGAAGUAUGGCCAUUGAAUAUAUAGAUGCAUUAUGGAAAAGGAAGAAGGGUCAUUGAAAUCUGUUCACGAGUUGGUCAGAGAUGCACUAAAGGAAUGGGUGCUAGGUGAAGUUGGUAUUUUGACCAGGGGCUGGCAGGAGAUGCACUAUAGGAAUGGGUGCUAGGUGAAGUUGGUAUUUUGACCAGGGGCUGAUCGUUAUCGUUUAUGCAGAAAAAAAGUAUUUUUAAAUGCAACAUUCCAGGCAUUAAUUUGAGUCUUUGACAAGACUUGCCAGAUAUCCAAUAGGAAAUCACUAGGUCUGUUCUGUGACCAAUCAAGUCAUGUUCACUAUAACAAAUAAAAUUAUUCAUGGUAUGAACCCUGAUAUAGGGUAUCGGGAGAUAAAAUAUUGACCCCCUGCAGUGCAGAGAUGGGUAAAAAAAACUACAAUUUCUUGGGUUGACAGUAAAUGGAAUGUUCCUGAUAUACGGGUGGGAACAGACAGUAGAAGUGAAUAUCUUGUGUGGACCACAACAAUCAACAAAAUUUACCUCAUUUCGAUGAAAAGAUCUUAAGUCACAUUUAUUGAGUGAAUUGCUUUGCCACCUCCUGUAGGUGUAAACAUUAAAUCUGUAAUGUAAUAAGCAGAAAGCAAAAUUGAAAGUAAAUAAUUCAUAUAUAAAAAAAAAUUCAUUGGUCAAUUAAAUUUUACAAUAAAAAAGGUUGAAUAAAUUAAUUGAUGAAGUCUUGAAUUGCGAGUUAUUGAUAGUGAUACUGAAUUUUUUUUUUUUUUUUUUCCCAAUAAUACAAUACCAGUAUUAGGUGAAUUCUCUGUAAAUCAUAAAAUACCACAAUAUGUAGGUGAUCUUUUGUAGUUCGCAUUUCAUUAAAUAACUCCCAUUUGGUUACCAUGACAACUAUAGUUUCUUGUUGCACAUUUUUCUUCUAAAACUGCCGUAAAAUUUAUACGAGAUGGACUUUCUCGUAGCCAUUGUGCCACUGUAAGUAAGUUGUAGAUUUAUGUAGUAAAAAAUCAUUGUAUUAUUGGAGCUUCUGUAAAUGUUUGUAUAAAGGCCAACAACAAUGGAAUUGUCCAUUGUAUCAGAUGAAACUUGUGUUUUUUCUUGCAAGUAAAAAAUAAAAUGUUCAAUUCUAUGGUAA